This is a messenger RNA of Belonocnema kinseyi, 2851 nucleotides long. RefSeq names its product tyrosine-protein kinase Src64B (gene Src64B). Gene Ontology annotation, cellular component: extrinsic component of cytoplasmic side of plasma membrane. The record is from RefSeq and is a predicted model, not a curated record. The coding region runs from base 337 to 1962 and encodes 541 amino acids. Gene Ontology annotation, molecular function: non-membrane spanning protein tyrosine kinase activity; signaling receptor binding; ATP binding. NCBI's taxonomy places the organism in Eukaryota, Metazoa, Arthropoda, Insecta, Hymenoptera, Cynipidae. The transcript has 8 exons. Gene Ontology annotation, biological process: protein phosphorylation; cell surface receptor protein tyrosine kinase signaling pathway; innate immune response.
UGUCAGUUCGGUGCUCGGUGCAUUUCGUUGACUCUCGCGAGACCCGGUGUGUUCGGAUGUACGUUGAAAUGUGCUUCAGUUAAUACCAAAAAAGGCCCACAGCAAGGAUUAUUAUCCCCACAUAGGAAAACCACAAACAGCUUCUUCUAAAUCAGAUGCAUGGGCCCAACCGCUUCGCCAUGGAUAGAAUAAUGGCCUUUUGCCAAAAAUCCUGAACCUACGGCCGUAGUCCAAAAGAAAAAAAAGACAUGGAGACAUUUCAAGAAGACGGAAAUUCCAGCACAUUUCGCGUCUAGACCUAGAUUCUGAUCGGUCAGCAUUAACCGGAGAUUCAAAAUGGGCAAGUGUUGCAGUAAAAGGCAGGAGCCUCAACCAAUUGGGUACAAAAAAGCUGAAACUGGGCUUAAUUCGAAACAUAGCAAUGGCGGUUCUUUGGACCGGUAUACUGCCGAUCCGAAUCAAAGAGGCGUUCUGGCUAGGGCGGAUAUUAUUCGUCCCAGGCCAACACCCUGUAAGCUUCAGAUUCCUCAUCAACCCCGUAAAUCAAGCUCGCCUGACAUAGUACCUGCAUCGCAUUCACAAAGGGCGAAUAAAAUUGUGGUAGCUCUUUACAACUACACAGCAAGAGAAAGCACAGAUGUGAGUUUUGUGAAGGGUGACCGAAUGGAAGUCUUGGACGACACUGAACCAGAUUGGUGGAAGGUUUUGCACCUUACGACUCUCCAGGAGGGCCUCAUCCCCUGGAAUUUCGUCGCAGUUGAACGUUCAGUCGAAAGCGAAGAUUGGUUUUUCGAGAAUGUCUCCAGAAAGGAAGCUGGAAAGUUGCUUCUGGUUGACGAAAACCCUCGUGGUACUUACCUAGUCAGACCCAGUGAACACAAUCCCAGAGGUUAUAGUUUAUCAGUAAAAGAUUGGGAAGAGGGAAGAGGUCAUCAUGUCAAACAUUACAAAAUCAAACCCUUGGACAAUGGAGGCUUCUUCAUCGCUACCAAUCAGACAUUCCCCACGUUACCUGCCCUCGUUAUGGCUUACAGCAAAAACGCGUUGGGACUUUGCCACGUGCUCUCGAAACCCUGUCCCAAGCCACAACCGGAUAUGUGGGAUUUGGGACCGGAAUUGCGCGAUAAAUGGGAGAUCAACAGGAACGAGAUCCAGUUGAUUCGGAAACUCGGUCAUGGGAACUUUGGCGAGGUGUAUUAUGGAAAGUGGAGGAACAAAAUCGAGGUUGCGGUGAAGACUCUGCGACCCGGAACGAUGUCGACGGAGGCCUUCCUCCAGGAGGCGGCAAUCAUGAAGCAGUUUAGGCACAGACACCUCGUCACACUUUACGCGGUUUGCUCCAAGGAAGAGCCGAUCUACAUCGUCCAGGAGUACAUGUGCAACGGAAGUUUGCUGGAUUUCCUGAGGACGGGCGAUGGAAAGUACAUGCAGUUCGAGGAUCUCAUUUAUAUUGCUGCUCAGGUCGCUUCCGGAAUGGAACAUCUUGAGAGCAAACAACUCAUUCACAGGGACCUUGCGGCCAGAAACGUCUUAAUUGGAGACCAAAAUAAGGCGAAGAUCUGCGAUUUUGGAUUGGCAAGAGUGAUCGAAGAUGAUGAGUAUUGUCCAAAGCAAGGAAGCAGAUUCCCGGUGAAAUGGACUGCACCUGAAGCCAUAGUUUAUGGACGAUUUAGUAUCAAGAGUGACGUUUGGUCCUAUGGUAUCCUCCUAAUGGAACUUUUCACCUACGGACAGGUUCCAUAUCCUGGAAUGCAUGGUCGCGAAGUGAUCGAGCAGGUGGACAAAGGCUACCGAAUGCCGAAGCCAGUGAAUCACCCACUGCCAGACAGCAUUUACCGACUGAUGUUGCAGUGCUGGGACUCGACACCCGAGAAAAGACCGACUUUCGAGUUCCUCAACCACUAUUUCGAGUCUUUUAAUGUGACCAGCGAAAUCCCCUAUCUCGAGCCGCCGACCGACUGAUACACGGCCCACAUGCAGACUCACAUGAUGCCGCAUGGUCACUUUCAUUCGGCGCACGUCAAUUGUGCCAUGGAGUUUUAUGGUAUUUAUUGUUGAAUCAAUCAACUAUCGCAAGCGAGUCCACUUGAAUCGUCGUCGUUCUCCGAAUAGAAACAGAACAAAAUUAUUCCAGGAGUUCGCAAAAAGCUGCCAGAAAUCGGAACGACUCGAUCCGUCAUUUUUUCGACAUAGAGUCUAUCUAUGAGUGAUCGAAGAACGAAUAACGUGCCAUGAACUCUCCUCAUUCUAUACAUAAAAAACUGCCAAAUUCACUAGGACUUUGAAAAUAUUUUUCCGAAUUUCGAAAUUUAUUUCGAAGAGUAUUUUCAAGGGUGUAGUGUCUUUCGAACCAGUGAUGAGAAAUAGUUACUUUUUUUUGUUAACAAAGUUACUUUUGUAAAUAAGUAAAGAAUUGGUAACUAUUUACAGUUUUUUUCAGCAAGAGUAAUCAUAAAAAUCAUUACUUUUUUAGUUGCAUUUUAAAUGUAACGAGCCUUUUUUUUAGUUUUUGAUCUACUGGUCUCAACCAAAAAAUUUAAAUGUAAAAAAAUUUUUAAUCCGCCGGAAUUUGAACCCAGGUAUACAGAUUUUCAGUCUCGUGCUCUACCCAUUAAGGAGCACCAAACCGGCUCUCGGUAGACCUGGGAUCGAAUCCUAGCAAAGCAAAAAUUUUUUUCAGAUAACAUUUUUUCUUAGAUCAGUAGAUCAAAAAGUGUCUUUUGAUCGACGAGAAAUCAAUAAAUUUCAUUGGUUUUGUAAAGAAUUUUUUCAUUUUCCCCGAAUGAAAUGAAAAACGAAAUUAACGGAUGAAAAAGUCGCAAUUUUGUACACUUUUCUAAAGCUCAAAAAA